AUACAAAAGCAAUACUACAUGCCUUCAGUGGUUUUGUUGUGUUUCGUUAUGCCGACUGUCGUUCCCACGUAUUUCUGGUCGGAAAGCCUGUGGAAUGCAUUCUUCGUGUGCGUUAUGUUCCGGUAUAUAUCGGCCCUAAACGCCACGUGGUUAGUCAACUCGGCCGCACACAUGUGGGGCUAUAAGCCGUACGACGUGAACAUCGCUCCCGUCGAGAAUAUGUCGGUCGCCGCUCUCACACUUGGCGAGGGAUAUCAUAAUUUUCACCACACUUUCCCCUGGGAUUACUCGACCAGCGAAUGGGGUUGGAAUAUAAAUUUGACCACGUUCAUUUUGGACCAAUUGGCAAAGAUUGGUUGGGUUUACGACAGACGUUACGCCACCAGAGAUCUGAUUGAGAAGCGAAAGGCCAGAACCGGACCCAAAGCCGAAAAAUAUAUCCCUCAAGAACUCGGCUAUUAA
Medioppia subpectinata is the source of this 462-nucleotide messenger RNA. NCBI's taxonomy places the organism in Eukaryota, Metazoa, Arthropoda, Arachnida, Sarcoptiformes, Oppiidae. The record is from the annotation of a GenBank genome assembly.